UGAUUUAUUGUGACACUCAAUGUUCUUGAUUGAGGCUAGAAGAUCUAAAUCAUCCUCGACCAAACAUGGAGUGUUUUUCAGAUGAAUUUGAGGAAGAACUACUCUAAACAAUUCACUCCUUCUGCAUACCCCUCAAAUUCUUCACACAAUCACAGGCCUUUUUGGUUCCCAACAAUGGCUUCCACAAGCACAAACACUGCAUCAUCCUCUUCUACCCCUACCCCUAAAUCAAAAUACGAUGUAUUCUUGAGCUUCCGAGGGGAAGACGUUCGCAAGAACUUUGUAGACCAUCUGUUUGCUGCUUUGUCUCGGAGUGGAAUCUACACCUUCAAAGAUGACGAACAACUUAGAAGAGGGGAAGAAAUUUCACCCGCACUCUUGAAAGCAAUCGAAGAAUCGAGUAUCGCUCUCAUCGUGUUCUCCAAACGCUAUGCUUCCUCCAAGUGGUGUUUGGAUGAACUGGUGAAAAUCAUUGAAUGCAAGGAGAAGAUGGGGCAAACAGUUGUUCCAAUCUUCUAUGAUGUGGAUCCUUCGCAAGUGCGGAAACAAACAGGGAGCUUUGCAGCAGCUUUUAGAAAACAUGAAGAAGAUUUGAGUGGGAAGAUGCAGGAGAAGGUGCAAAGAUGGAAGACAGCUCUUGAAGAAGCAGCCAAUAUAGCCGGACAUAAUCUACAGGAUACUGCAAAUGGGCAUGAGGCAAGAUUUAUCCAACAAAUUAUUGAAGAUAUUUUCAGCAAACUGAACCAUUUAAUUCCAAUUGUUGCUGAUGAUCUGAUUGGGAUAGAGUCCAGUGUGGAGGAAGUGAAAUCAUUGUUACAUAUGGAGUUGAAUGAUGUUCGCUCUGUAGGUCUAUGGGGAAUGGGGGGCAUAGGAAAGACGACUAUUGCCCAAGCUGUUUUUGAUCGGAUUUCCCAACAGUUUGACGGUAGAUGCUUUCUUGCAAAUGUUAGAGAAAUCUCAAAAAAGAAAGGUUUGGAAGCUUUACAGAAACGACUACUUUCAGAUAUCUUAUAUCAAAGUAAUAUAAAGAUUACAUCUGUUGGUGGAGAACUAAAUAUGAUAAAGAACAUGCUGUGUCGCAGACGAGUUCUUCUUGUUGUUGAUGAUGUGGAUCAACUAGAACAACUACAAGUGUUCGCAAAGGUUGAUUGGUUUGGUUCUGGGAGUAGAAUCAUCAUAACUACAAGAGAUGAACAUCUGCUUACCACUCAUGGAGUGACUAAAAUAUACAAUGUGAAGGCAUUGGAAAGUGGUGAAGCUCUUCAGCUCCUUUCUUGGAAAGCUUUUAAUCAAAGAUUUCCUUCUGAAGGUUAUUUGGAGCUCUCAAACCAGGUAGUAGAUUAUGCCCGUGGGCUUCCAUUAGCCCUUAUAAUUUUGGGUUCUUUUCUAUAUGGUAGAACAACUCAUGAAUGGAAAAGCACAUUGAGUAAGCUGCUCACAAUUCCUAACAAAGAAAUUAUUCAAGUGCUUAAAAUCAGUUUCGACGGACUAGAUGAAAUGCAGAAGGAAAUUUUCCUUGAUAUUGCAUGUUUCUACAAAGGGGAAGACAAGAGUUAUGUAGAAAGAAUACUCGAGAGUUGCGGCUUCUUCCCAGGGAUUGAAAUGCCUGUUCUUAUAGAAAAGUCUCUCAUAAAUGUUUCGGAAAAUAGGCUUUGUAUGCAUGAUUUGAUACAAAAAAUGGGUUGGUAUAUUGUUGAUCAAGAAUCUCCUGAGGAACCUGGAAAACGUAGCAGGUUGUGGCGCCCUAUGGAUAUUCGUUUAGUGUUGGCAGGAAAUACGGGGGCAGAAAAAGUUAAAGGCAUAGUCUUGAAACUCUUUGAACUGGAAGAUAUUGACUGCAGUACGGAAGCCUUCACAAAGAUGACCAAAUUAAGGGUGCUCAUAUUGCACAAUGUGUUGUUUUCUCAUGGUCCUGCACAUCUUUCAAAUGAGUUGAGGUGGCUUGAUUGGCAUGCAUACCCUUCAAGCUAUCUGCCAGCAAGUUUUCGGGCAGAGAAUCUUGUUGAACUCAAAAUGUGUUAUAGCCGCAUUGUAGGACUUUGGAAGGAAAUAAAGCCUCUACCCAAGUUGGAAGUCAUCAACCUCAGUCACUCCCAUCGGCUAUCCAGGACCCUAGACUUCACAGACGUUCCAAAGCUGACGAAACUGGAUUUUGAGGACUGUAUUAGUUUGGAAGAGGUUCACCCAUCCCUCGGAGCUCUCAAGAGGCUUGUUUUAUUAAAUUUGAGAGACUGCGCAAAUCUUAAGAAAUUUCCAAGCAAUAUUCACUCGAUAUAUCUCGAGACUUUUAUUCUAUCAGGUUGCUUGAAAUUAAAAGAGUUUCCAAAAUUUGUGGGGGAUAUGGUAUGUUUAUCAGAACUUUAUUUGGAUAGGAGUGCCAUAAAAGAAUUGCCUUCGUCAUCAAUUGAACAUCUCACUAGCCUUACUUCGAUGGAUUUGAGUGAAUGCAAAAACCUUUCAAGUCUUCCGGAAACCAUUUGUGGGUUGAGCUGUCUGAAAACUCUCGAACUCUCUGGCUGCUCAAAACUUAAGGAAUUGCCAGAAGGACUGGGAAAUUUAAAAUGUUUAGUGGAGCUUCGUGCAAAUAAAACUGGUAUCAAACGACUACCAUCCUCCAUUACUCUUUUGAAAGAGCUCAAAGUCUUAUCCCUUAGUGGAUGCAGGGGAACAAUGUUGACUCAGUCACCCUUUUGGUUUUUACCAAGGAAACGUGAAGAUUCUCUGUGUUUGGUGCUUCCUUCUUUAGCAGGUCUAUAUUCCUUAACAAAACUUGAUCUUAGUGAUUGCAAUCUGUCUGAAGGAGGGAUCCCCAGCGACCUUGGCAGCUUAUCCUCUUUGAUAGAGUUGAAUUUAAGCAGAAACAAUUUUGUUAGUUUACCAGCAAGCAUCUCCCAACUUUCUCGACUUCUAAGGCUUCAUGUAGAAGGCUGCAAGAGGCUAAAAGCAUUACCAGAGUUUCCAUCAAGUCUUUCUAAAUUAUUUGCAAAGGAUUGCCAAUCAUUAAUAAGCGUUGGAGAUCUGUAUACAAAGUAUGAUAAAUCACUGUGCUUCGCUACAUUCGGAAAUUGCUCUAAGCUGUUACAGAAUAAAGGGAGUGAAAAGGGGGUUGAUAUGUUGCUGAUAUAUGCGCGGCAAUUUGCGAUUGAGAGAAUGCCUCAUAUGGCGUCUGGUUUGAAUAUUAUUUUGCCGGGAAGAGAGAUUCCAGAGUGGUUCGGACAUAGGUCUUGGAAUAUUAAAGCAUCUGUGCAACUGCCUCCAGAUUGGUAUAAGGAGAGAAUUUUGGGGAUUGCCGUGUGUGUUUUUAUUGACUUCCCUACUGAAUGUGAUUUUGUUCGUAUCAAGCUCCAGUUCAUAAACCAUGAAAAUAAAUCAUAUCUUAGUGCCUUGAAACGUUGUGCGACCCCAGCUACAAACUUUGAUUUUGGACAUGUGUGGCUGACAUUUUUUUCAAAUCGUGACAUUUCGCUUCCUCCCCGUAAGAAUCUAAAUGAAUUUGGCAAAUUUGAGGUUGUCCAAUAUGGGCUUACUUCAUUAGAUCCACCUGAGAUGGGGCCAGAAAGGGAGUGGGGAGUGCGUCUAGUGUACGAGAAAGAUGUGAUAAAUUGGAAGGAUGAUGGGUUUGAUGAAUUAAAUGGAAGUGCUUGCUCUCAUGGUGAAAGCUAUAACUUUUCUAAUUACUUUUUUCUCCGGAAUGAGAUCACGCUAUAUAGAGCACAAUGUAAGGGAAGUGCCUGCUCUGACUCUCAUGAAGCACAAGGCAAUGGAAGUGACUGCUCGGACUCUGAUGGUGAUGAUGAAGCACUGGCCGGUGGAAAUGUCUGCUGUGUCUCUUGACUCUGAUGAUGACUAUGAUGAGGAUGAAGCACUAGCCAGUGGAAGUGGCUGCUCUCAAUCUGAUGGUGACUAUGACAACGAUGAAGCACAAGGCAACGGAAGUGUCUGCUCUGACUCUGACAAUGAUUAUGAUCACGAUGAAGCACUAGCCAGUGGAAGUGGCUGCUCACACUAUGACGAUGAUGACUAUGACCACAAAGAUGAAGCACAAGACAAUGGAAGUGUCUGCUCUGACUCUGAUUCUGAUUCUGAUGAUGAUGAUGAAAGCCCACACGCUAGCAGAGAUGAACUUUUUUAUGUAUUUCUUUGACUGGCUUCUUCUGAUGUGAGUUUUUAUUUUAUUUUAUUUUUUUUAAUUUAUAAAAGUUGAUUCCGGAUGACAUGUUUUUCAAAUAGUCAAAUUUGGCUUCCUCGGUAAGAAUCUAAAUGAAUUAUGCAAAUUUGAGGUUUACCAAGAUGGCGGAUACAAGGCAAGGUAGUGGGGAGUCCGUCUAGAGUACGAGAAAGAUGUGAUUAGUUGGAAGCAUGGGUUUGAUGAAUUAAAUGGAAGUGCCCCACCAAGUUAUCACGGUUCUGAUUACUAUAGCCCCCAGCUACGAUCUCGCUAUAUAGAGCACAAUGCAAUGGAAGUGGCUGCUCUCACUCUAAUGACGCUAGCAGAGAUGAAUUCAGGGGGUUGAUCUAUGAGGAGGCAAGUUGUUGCAAUGGAUGUGGCGUUGAACAGGUAGGGGAGAACUCUUUUUGGGUUUGUUGGUUGACUUUUUGGGUUUUGAUUUGCUGCCAUUUAUGUGGGUUUUAAGGUGAUUAGUGAUUGAUGGUUUGAGUGAUUAAUUUUUGGGUUUGGAUUUGGAUUUGCUGCCAUGGAUUUGGGUUUUUAGGUGAUUAAUGAUUAAUUGUUUGAAUGAUUAUUUUUGGUUUUCAAUUUGGAUUUGCUGCCAUGGAUGUGGACUUUUUUGUGAUUUGAUAAGCGCUGAAUAUUGCUCUUAAACGUGCAUAUGUUAAUGUCUUAAUAAUUGUUAUAUUUCGGUUCUUAUGUUUGUUUUUAUUUAUUUGUGUUUUUGUAAUUAGGCCGCCUCAAAUAUUUAUAAGAUAACUUUUUUUUUUUCCUCCUUUAUCUCUCCACCUUGUUCCUGGGAUUUUUACUAAUACAUGGGCUUAAGGCUCAAAUACUAUCAUAAGAUGAAGUCAACUUCUUAAUUUAUCAAGAAAAUGAG
Molecule: messenger RNA, 5048 nt
Organism: Cornus florida
Lineage: Eukaryota; Viridiplantae; Streptophyta; Magnoliopsida; Cornales; Cornaceae
Product: TMV resistance protein N-like
Exons: 5
Coding region: 82-3834 (1250 amino acids)
Biological process (GO): signal transduction; defense response
Molecular function (GO): ADP binding; protein binding
Source: RefSeq, a predicted model, not a curated record